This is a messenger RNA of Artibeus jamaicensis (Jamaican fruit-eating bat), 1490 nucleotides long. It is a transcript of the gene SLC25A17, whose product is annotated as solute carrier family 25 member 17. The transcript has 10 exons. The record is from RefSeq and is a predicted model, not a curated record. Gene Ontology annotation, cellular component: peroxisomal membrane. NCBI's taxonomy places the organism in Eukaryota, Metazoa, Chordata, Mammalia, Chiroptera, Phyllostomidae. Gene Ontology annotation, molecular function: ATP transmembrane transporter activity; ADP transmembrane transporter activity; NAD transmembrane transporter activity. The coding region runs from base 218 to 1123 and encodes 301 amino acids.
AGGAGGCGGCCCUGAGAGGGUGGUACUAGUGACGCUUCGCCUGGGAUUCUGGCUCUUUCACAAGUCUGGCUGUGGCUCCUGCGGGGAAAGUGCAGCUGGUUCUGAGGGGACCCGCAGCAAUGACUUCCGUGCUGUCCUACGAAAGCUUGGUCCACGCUGUUGCUGGGGCCGCGAGAGAGGGGAAGAGAGGGAGAGAAACAUCCAUCAGUUGCUGCUCAUGCGCUUCCGACCGGGGACUGAACCUGCAGCCCAGGGCAGCGUGACAGCAAUGACAGUGUUCUUUCCUUUGGAUACAGCUCGGCUUCGGCUCCAAGUUGAUGAGAAAAGAAAGUCCAAAACUACACACAUGGUGCUUCUGGAGAUAAUUAAAGAAGAAGGCCUCUUGGCCCCAUAUCGAGGGUGGUUUCCAGUUAUCUCCAGUCUCUGCUGCUCCAACUUUGUCUAUUUCUACACUUUUAAUAGCCUCAAAGCAGUCUGGGUCAAAGGUCAACGUUCCACUACUGGAAAAGAUCUGGUAAUUGGAUUUGUUGCAGGAGUGGUGAACGUAUUGCUGACAACUCCACUCUGGGUGGUAAAUACCAGACUGAAGCUGCAAGGGGCAAAGUUUAGGAAUGAAGACAUUGUACCAACCAACUAUAAAGGUAUUAUCGAUGCUUUCCACCAGAUCAUUCGAGAUGAAGGAAUCUUGUCUUUAUGGAAUGGCACAUUUCCCUCCUUGCUGUUGGUCUUCAAUCCUGCUAUCCAGUUCAUGUUCUAUGAAGGUUUAAAACGGCAGCUUUUAAAGAAACGAACAAAGCUUUCUUCUUUGGAUGUGUUCAUCAUUGGUGCAGUAGCCAAAGCAAUUGCCACCACAGUCACCUAUCCCUUGCAAACAGUACAGUCAAUUCUGAGGUUUGGACGUCACAGACUCAACCCAGAAAACAGAACAUUGGGGAGUCUUCGCAAUGUUCUCUACCUUCUUCACCAGCGAGUAAGGCGGUUUGGAGUAAUGGGACUCUACAAAGGCCUUGAAGCCAAACUGCUGCAGACAGUCCUCACUGCUGCUCUCAUGUUCCUUGUGUACGAGAAACUGACGGCUGCUACAUUCACGGUUAUGGGGCUGAAGAGUGCACACAAGCAUUGAGACACCUUCCCCUACAGAGUGAGGAAAGGUGCUCAAGAUGGGAGUUUCCUUCCAUGAGAAGAGAAGUGAUUUCUUUUUUUACUCUUGCUCUUUCUACCGUGAAUGUUUACCCUCAUUGGCUUCAAAAGCAUUUAAGGGUAAACAUGGAGUAUAGCCAGCUGAACCUGUUUACCAACUUAAUUUUUAUGAUGGUUGGUUGAAUUUUCUGGGGAAGGUUGGACUAAUGGUCAUAUGAAGAGACAGCAUUAUUGACAACCUAAAAUUGUAAGUGUGUGUGUGUGGGGGGGGUAAUUAGUUUUCCACAAGGAGAAAGGACUGUUGCUGUCACAUGUAAUCUUUCUCCUAUUAAAGAUCUUUCUUAAAUUUA